UGCGCCGUUUGUUGUCCGGGCGCCAGCAAUCAAGAGAAUAUCCAAGCCUGCUUUACCUUGAAAUAACCCAAUAACUUUUAUUGUUUUUGUCACAAUUUACGCAUUUUUGAAGUAUAAGGUUAAUAUUUGCUCAUUCUGGAUCAAAGAUGUCGUACAUGUUGCCACAUCUCCACAAUGGCUGGCAAGUGGACCAAGCCAUCCUGUCGGAGGAGGACCGAGUCCUUGUUAUCCGCUUCGGUCACGACUGGGACCCAACAUGUAUGAAGAUGGACGAAGUUCUUUAUAGCAUUGCUGAAAAGGUAAAGAAUUUUGCCGUCAUUUAUCUGGUGGACAUCACAGAAGUGCCUGAUUUCAACAAGAUGUACGAGCUGUACGACCCGUGCACCAUCAUGUUCUUUUUCAGAAACAAACACAUCAUGAUUGAUCUGGGCACCGGUAACAACAACAAGAUCAACUGGAUCAUCGAGGACAAGCAGGAGAUGAUAGACAUUGUUGAAACGGUUUAUCGAGGAGCGAGAAAAGGACGAGGUCUGGUGGUGUCCCCCAAGGAUUAUUCCACAAAAUACAGAUAUUGAUUUUUUUCUUCUUUUUUUUGUUUGGUUGCCUUUCUUGAUGUUUCUUUUGGCUCAGAUGAACGACCGCAGCCAACGAAAGCAUCGUUCGUCGUUCUUAUCUUCUCAGUGAAGCAGGACAGGAUUGUUCUCAGAGGUCUCAAUAAUGUUACUUUGUUUUACUUGUGCAAACUCUGUUAGGUCGAUAUUAGUUGUUGUUUUCAAAGGCUUAUUUCUGUGAAAUAAGUGUGAAACAGGUCCAUCACAUUGUGCAAGACUCCAUAUUUACCUGCUGGAAUAAACAUAGAUA
Nematolebias whitei (Rio pearlfish) is the source of this 861-nucleotide messenger RNA. RefSeq names its product thioredoxin-like 4A (gene txnl4a). The transcript has 4 exons. The coding region runs from base 147 to 575 and encodes 142 amino acids. Gene Ontology annotation, biological process: mRNA splicing, via spliceosome. The record is from RefSeq and is a predicted model, not a curated record. NCBI's taxonomy places the organism in Eukaryota, Metazoa, Chordata, Actinopteri, Cyprinodontiformes, Rivulidae. Gene Ontology annotation, cellular component: U4/U6 x U5 tri-snRNP complex; U5 snRNP; spliceosomal complex.